Messenger RNA from Trichophyton rubrum CBS 118892, 957 nucleotides. Its product is annotated as nicotinate-nucleotide diphosphorylase (carboxylating). NCBI's taxonomy places the organism in Eukaryota, Fungi, Ascomycota, Eurotiomycetes, Onygenales, Arthrodermataceae. Gene Ontology annotation, cellular component: cytoplasm. Gene Ontology annotation, biological process: quinolinate catabolic process; NAD+ biosynthetic process. Gene Ontology annotation, molecular function: nicotinate-nucleotide diphosphorylase (carboxylating) activity. The transcript is spliced from 4 exons. The coding region runs from base 1 to 957 and encodes 318 amino acids. The record is from RefSeq and is a predicted model, not a curated record.
AUGGCAGCCGCACAUGGAGACCUAAGCCAUUUGCUGCCCCUUAACUAUAAGCGUAUCAUAUCAACGUGGCUUGAGGAGGACUGUCCCAGCUUUGACUAUGGAGGCUUCGUCGUUGGUGAAGCUGAGGGAGAAGCAAGGCUCCUGGGGAAAAGCAAGGGAAUCGUGGCUGGCGUUCCCUUUGUGAAUGAAGUAUUUGCUCAGCUAGGGUGCACAGUUGACUGGAACGUCAAGGAAGGUGAACGCAUUGAGCCAGUCACCGUUUGUGCCAUAGUGCGAGGGCCGAUGAGAAAACUCCUCCUCGGUGAACGAGUGGCCUUGAACAUUCUAGCUCGAUGCUCGGGAAUUGCAACAAAGACUGCAGCUUUGCUUACUAUCCUUCGUGACCAGGGCUGGAAAGGUACAUUGGCAGGCACCCGCAAAACAACGCCAGGAUUCCGUAUCGUUGAGAAGUAUGGAAUUCUCGUUGGCGGUGCUGAUCCUCACCGCCACGAUCUCAGCUCCAUGACUAUGUUAAAGGAUAAUCACGUAUGGGCGUGUCAUAACAAGACCCAGACCAACGCAGGGGCAAGUGAAGCCCCCAGUGCAGAUGUAAGCACUAUUGCCAAAGCUAUACCCUCUGCAGUCCAGGCUGCUCGUGCAACUGCCGGCUUUUCUACCAAGAUUGAGGUAGAAUGUCGCAGCAUCGAGGAGGCAAAUGCUGCCAUCAGUGCAGGUGCUGAUGUUAUCAUGCUGGAUAAUUUUACUGCUGACGGAGUGCGGGCUGCGGCAAAGCAGCUGAAGGACGAGUGGGACGCGAAGGGCAAACCACGCGGAAGUUUCCUCGUGGAAGUCAGCGGCGGGUUGAACGAGACCAACGCUGCAAAAUUCGUGUGUGAUGACGUGGAUAUUCUGUCUACAAGCAGCAUCCAUCAGGGUGUUGGAAUUGUUGACUUCUCCUUGAAGGUAUCGCUGAGAUAG